AUGAUAUUCCGUCGUGAUUUAUGCGGAAUCUUUUGCGCUUUGCUCACUUAUUUGGCAAUGGUUUAUGCGGAUUAUGUGGUCAUCGUUUGGCUCAUUACACCUAACUUUAUGCAAAGCUUAUGGGGUGUACUGCAUGCAGUGUUGUUUAAUACAGUAUUGUUUUUUGCAUUUGCAUCCCACUUUCGAGCUAUGGUUACGGAUCCAGGCGUUGUACCUAUUAGUCGGAAAGGAUUGUUGCGCUGUAAUAAAAGUCGUUUUCCAAAACUCUUUUCUGAUAGUGGUUCUAAUAGUACAGAUACCGAUCUGGAAUUGAUAGGAGAAGAAAAUAAAUUUGUAGAGAAGGACUGGACAAUUUGUAUUCGAUGUGAAUCCUACAGACCACCGCGAGCACAUCAUUGCCGUGUUUGUCGACGCUGCGUUCGAAAAAUGGAUCAUCACUGUCCCUGGGUCAAUAAUUGCAUCGGCGAAUACAAUCAAAAAUACUUCCUUCAGUUUCUGUUGUAUGUUGGCUUGUCCUCAGGAUAUGCUUUAAGUUUAAUAAUGAUGACUUGGGUAUAUCAAGAUGAAUAUGGCAUUACAGGUAUGAAGGGACCUUACGAACAAAGUAUGCAUCAUGCAAAAAUAUUGCAUACCGUUUUCCUUUCUAUCGAAAGUGCGUUGUUUGGUUUGUUUGUCCUUGCCGUUUCGUGCGAUCAGGUACAGGCAGUUCUGAACGAUGAGACAGCGGUGGAAGCAGCUCAGCGCAGAAGUUUUCAUAGUCGAGUAGCUCUGUCGCGCUCAAAAAUAACUUUAAUACGAGAAGUGUGUGGCAAUGGACCGAUGAUAUUGUGGUUGCUGCCAUGCUCAACUUUGCCGUCAGGAUCAGACAUAACUCAAUUCUCGAAUCAAUCACUCAUUAUUUGA
Messenger RNA from Cercopithifilaria johnstoni, 903 nucleotides. The record is from the annotation of a GenBank genome assembly. Lineage: Eukaryota; Metazoa; Nematoda; Chromadorea; Rhabditida; Onchocercidae.